AUGGAAAACAUCUAUAUCCCACCAACCAUUAUUGAGAGCAUUCGUAAAGAAACCGACCUUCGGGAUUACCUAAACCGUGCAGUAGAGCAUGCGAAAACUAACGGAGCCACACCGCCUGCUUUCCGAACGAUUGGUGGCAUAUUGAAAUCCGCUAUCAGGGAUGAUUGUUCCAGGCACAUGUUAACCAAACAAGAUUUAAAGAAGGUAGAUCAUCAGCUCGAUCACGUUUUCGAGGUCCAGUAUUUUGUGGCUACAUUCCUGUAUGCAACUGCAAAGUACAUACUGGAGUCGGACCACACGUUCCAGCCAGACGUAUCGGACAUCUUGUUUGCGGUACUGCUUAUCAACUCCCGUCCCAAUCUACAACCAUUGCACAUCACUAAACACAAGUUCAAAACUGCCUUUUUCAGAGGCGCCCAGACGAAAAAAUUUGUAGGCUCCCAUUCCACAGUAAAAGCAAACCUUGACACCCUCAAAGAGUACUUGAUCAUACACGGGGCCAAGUACAACGAGUUCCUUUGCUCCAUAUUGGGCACCGUUGUCACUCCAAAGAAGUAUACCAACGCCAACUUCAAAAAUCUGUUUAUCGUUCAACUUUUAGUGUCUCCAUUCUGUCAGAAGUGGUUAUGGGAUGACAUUUUCGAGCAGGCAUUAACGGCGAAGAAACCUUUUUCGAGGAACAUGACUAUUAUGGAUUACGUUCCCCACCCAUGGCUGGACGACAAUGUGUUCUACGAUAGCAUCCAGAAGCACGUCCUUGCACAGCCCACCGAAAAGGAAAGUAUCCAGGCCGCUGAGGAGGUGGAGACGUACAACGCAAAAUAUAUAUAUGAAGAUAUUGGUGGCGAGGAGCUUGGGCAGAUGACAAAGGAGCAGUUAGCUGCGACAGGGAUGACGGCGGAAGAUGAUUGGAUGUAUUGA
Molecule: messenger RNA, 921 nt
Organism: Psilocybe cubensis
Lineage: Eukaryota; Fungi; Basidiomycota; Agaricomycetes; Agaricales; Agrocybaceae
Exons: 6
Coding region: 1-921 (306 amino acids)
Source: RefSeq, a predicted model, not a curated record